[Torrubiella] hemipterigena is the source of this 1207-nucleotide messenger RNA. Lineage: Eukaryota; Fungi; Ascomycota; Sordariomycetes; Hypocreales; Clavicipitaceae. The record is from the annotation of a GenBank genome assembly.
AUUACAGUGCCUGUCUUUGAAUCUUGGGUGCAUUGCAAGGUUCGCGCCGUGCGGCGCUAACGGGACGUAAUGCCGUCGCGCCCGGAGAGGACGCCGAGGGGUGCGCUCUGCGUCGGACAAUCGGAUGAUAAAACGACGCUACUAUACGAUGAUUUCGGCCAAAGCAAAGACACAAGCAAUUGAAGUCACCCAGCAAGCCAGCCUACCAUUCAUUCCAAUCACGAGUGCUACGUCCGUUAAAAUGCGGCAAUCAGGCCGACUGGCAACCAGGACUUCCGCACGAUCGGCUGGAUUCUCUCGCCUCGCCUCGGCAACACAAGCAGCAAGAAUCCAGCGACAAGCUCCAGCAGCUCCAGCAUUGUUCUCGACCAGCCCGUCUGCUCUGCAACCGUCACGACCCGUCCACCCGGCCUACGCUGCUGCUGGCUACAUCGGCAGAAUGUCGUCGAUGCCCGCUACAAGCGGCCACAGCCGCGCCUGCUGUAAUAUUCCACCUGUCGUGGCCCAAGGAUACGUUGCCAAGGGCAGCUACGAACAGCUGGGAGGUAGCAAGACAUAUGUUACAGGCUCAGACGAGGCAACGCUGGGCAUUGUUUCCAUUUUCGAUAUAUUCGGCUUCGUUGAUCAGACCGUGCAGGGCGCAGACAUUUUGAGCGCAGGCGUUCAGGGCGACAGGUACAAGGUCUUUAUGCCAGACUGGUUUAACGGCAGCCCCUGCCCAACGGAAUGGUAUCCUCCUGAUACGCCGGAGAAGCAACAGAGCUUGGGUGCCUGGUUUGGCGCAAACGAUCCGAAUGCCGUUGCGGCUAAGCUUCCAACCUUCGUCGCCAGCCUGCAGGCUGCCUACCCAAGCAUUACGAAAUGGGGUCUGAUUGGGUACUGCUGGGGCGGCAAAGUGACCGAGCUCGUCACGUCGACAUCCUCCAACCCCUUCGCCGUCGCCGCCGGUGUGCAUCCUGCCAUGAUCAACCCCGACGGCGCAAAGUCCAUUUCCGUCCCGUACCUGCUUCUCGCGUCGGGCGAGGAUCCUGCAACCGACGUCGCCGCCUUCAAGGACGGCCUUUCCGUGCCCCAUCAUGUCGAAACCUUUGCCGACCAGGUCCAUGGCUGGAUGGCGGCGCGCGCCGAUCUCUCCGACCCCAGAGUCAGGGAGGAAUAUGCCCGUGGCUACCAGACCGUUCUUGAGUUUUUUGGCAGGCACAUGUGA